UUCGUUGAUUGGCUUAAAAUAAGUUUACGUCAUUUGACAUAUGAGUUACUUCCUGGUGGAAUUUCCAAAUCUUCCAAAAUACUGACAGCUAAUUCUGACAUGUUGAACGUGUAGCGGGAAUACAGUACUUGUUCAGCAGCAAUGCCUCGAAAUGGAGAGUUUGGUUUGACAACUAGAAUAGAUUUGAAUGCCAGUAUAAAUGAGUUACCAGCCAAGAUUUUCAUAGAACUUCGUGAUAAACUUGUUACUAACCCUGCAGACAAAGAUUGGCGAGCCCUUGCACGUGCGGUGGAAGAUAAGUAUCCUAUCAAUCCAUGUAUGAUAGAGAGAUGGGCCAUCUCUGGGGACAGUGCAUCAUCAAAGUUGCUAACAUGGUUGAGUUCACAGGCGAUGACAAUAAAAGAGUUAGCGAACUAUUUAAACAAGAUAGAGUUUGAUACAUACUCACUUGGGUUGUCACCUUAUGUGGAUAUUCAGAUUAUUAAGAGCCCCCCUGAAGAGAUAGAUGUAUAUGAAGGGGAUCCUCUCGUCAUGGAAGUGGAAGCGACUGGCCAGCCUCACCCGAGAUAUCAGUGGUUCUGUUGCCAGAAUGGACAAGAUGAUUUCAAAAAACUAGUAGGAAGAACAGAGAAAAUAUUGCGUCUCAAUGAUGUUACGACGGCCAAUGCUGGAACCUACACAUGCCAGAUACAUAACUGUAAAGAUCCUGAUAAGACCAAGUUUACAAAAUAUACUCUGGUGUCAGUUGCACCAAAUCCUGUGCCACGUAACACUGGUCUUAAUCCACCAAGUGGAGAAAAUGUCAUUUAUUUGUACAACCAAAUGGGACUGAGAACUCCAUCAUCUCCAGAUAUAAUACCAGGUCUCGUCAACAGUUUGGAGCAAAGAUGUGGGUCUGUGAGUUACAGUUUGAUUCUUGGUCACCCGAAGGAUGUUACGGUAGGAAUGAAUGAGCCGUUUGUGUUGUCAGUGGAGACAUAUGGGGAUCCACCCAUUAUGUAUCAGUGGUUCAGGAAUGGUUUGCCGCUUGCUGGACAAGUUGCGCCUAAACUUUCUGUUGCUCAUGCUUCUAUAUCAGACUUUGCGAGGUAUUACUGUGUUGUCAGAAAUGGUUACAAGACUGAACAGAGUAAUACAGCAUGUGUGAAAGAAAAAUUCCCAAGACCUGACAGAAAUGUUGAAAUAGUAUUAGUGUCACAACCAAAGUCUGUGUCAGUGAAGUUUGGAGGAUGUGCAUUAUUCAGUUGUGAAGCCAGGUGUUGUGAACCUCUAAAAUAUCAAUGGUUUAAAGAUGGCAUGCCUCUUAAAGAUCAGACAGCAUCAGAAAUUAAGUUUAUGAAUAUUCAGGACAGACGAGAUGUGGGAUUUUAUCAGUGUGAAAUUUCUGUUGACUCGAUGAACGAAAAUGUACCUCGGAGAAUGACAAUGGGUGCUCUUCUCACAGUGGAGAUACCCUCAGUUAAAGAUAACGUUGAAUACAAUCCUUCAGAUAAAGUGGCUUUACUCAUUGGAAAUGCAGACUACAAGUGUGAAUCCCCUCUAACUGCAUCAACUAUAGACGUCCAGGUGCUCUCAGAAUCGUUUAGGGCAUUAGAUUUCAGAGUUGUCUCCCUGUUGAAUCUCACCAAACCAGAAAUUGAAAAUGCUGUGCUACAUUUCUGUGACUUGAUAGAGGACAAUGUGUAUACAGUGUUUUAUUUUUGUGGACACGGUUUUGAGGAACAUGGAAUGUCAUACCUUGUGCCGACAGAUGCUCCGGCAGCCUACACGGCACAAGAAUGUGUUUGUGCACAAGAAGUAUUGGCUAAUAUUCAAAGAAAACAACCGCCAGUUAUACUGAUGAUAUUAGAUAUUUGUAGACAACAGGGAAAGGUAAAGUCAACGGUUGUCCCGCCGACUGUUGCAAAGACCAACAGAGGGAAUACUGUAUUCUGCUAUGCCACGAGUGUUGGUUUGGCUGCCUAUGAAAACAAAAGUGGUGGACUUUUGGUUCAUCAUUUGUCACCAUUAUUGCGGAAAAAUAUUGGCAUUGAUGCCCUUGUCUCAGAAGUCAAAGAAGAAUUUUUCAGGGUACAAAAACACAGUAACAUACAGAUACCUCAGUUAGUGUCAAAUUUACUGGAGCCUCGGAGAUCAUUGACAGACAAAAUAUCAAAGAAGGGACAGACUGAAGCCUUUCAAAUCAGAGAUCAGAUAUGGAAUGCUGCACAUCAAAAACCAGCGAAGCAAGAAAUUAGGUUUGAUGAAGUGGGUGUGGUCAUCGAGUUGGAUUUCCAAUCAGAAUUUUCCAAUGUGCUGCAUUUGUUUACUAGAGUAACAGACCCAGGUAGAACAUCAGACUGUGUAGGGAAAAUUACAAAUUUCUCGCCCCCCAUUUCACAGCAAGGAAAAGUAGCCGAGUUCAAGAAAAAUAGUCGAGUGGUGACAAAAAUAUCGUUGCAAGAUAUACAAAAGUUGAAGGAAAAUUUGAUUGUGGAUGUCACCAUCACCUUUUUCAUCAGUGGCAUACAGUACUUCUUACAGAGGCGUGUGAAUCUUGGGCAGCCCCUCGUAGCAAAAUUGAGGCUCUGGGAGCAGACCCAUAACUUUACACUUAGUUCAAGAAGAGAGGGAAUUGAACAGUCGGAGGAAAGUUAUAGCAUGUAAACAGGACAUAGUUUCUUUGUGGGAAAGUAAUAUUGUCAACAUCGAUAUUUCUCUGAAAAUUGGUCAUUUUUAUGUCCAGAAGUAGCAGCUAUGUAUUUUGUAUUACAAGACUUUAAAAUAUGGAAGAAUGUUUUUGGGGGGUCUCAUGAAAUGACACUUUAAACUCUGCUGGAAAUAAUUUCAACUCAUCAGAAAAAAAUUCUGUAGAAGGUAAGAAACUGUUCAAAACAGGUUUAGGAUAGAACAAAAUAGAAAGGUAUACUAAAUGACUUUUAUUUUGCAGUAGCAAUAUCCUUUAGACAAUGAAAAUAAGGUAUAAUAAUGUGCAGUGGCAAAGCUAGAAGUAAGAGAAAUAUUUUUGUUCAUUAUUUUGCAGCUGGAACUGAAGUUACAAAGUGUAUCAGUUGUCUUUAGUUAUAUCUUCUUUUUGUUUUCAGUAGUUAGGUUAUGUUGAAAUGUAAUGUUCAUAAUGAAUGUAUUUCUGUGUACCAAUAUAAAAUAUAGUUUGAUCAGAUAAUGCUGUACAUUGUAUUUUGUAUAAACCGAUCACUUCAAGCAAUUAAUAAUGUGUAAGUAGGAACUAGGGAUGGAUUUAAAUAUUUGUACAGAAGAUGCUUAUUUACCACGAUAGAAAGUACUACACUCGUUUUCUACCUCCUUUUGUUAAUUUUUAAUUAGAUUCUGUAUAUUUUCCUUCUGUUUUUGUGUACAGAGAAUAGUAAAUAGAUGACCCGUGUUAUUUUUGGGGUCAUCAGGAAAAAGGUAAAUAGCUCUGUUUCCCAUUAACAAGAUGUUUAUGGUUUGAAUAUUGUCAUGAACAUGUAUUCAUAAACGUAAUCAUAAUUAUGUCAUAUAAAUUGUUGCUGAUUGGAGUUAAUAUUUAGGGUAUUUGUUAGCCAGCAGCUGGUCUGAGGGCAAACUUAAAUCUUGAUAUAAUCACAUUUUUAGUUCAGUAAGCACGAUUUUUUCAUGGUCAUUACAGAGACAUGAUGUACUGUAAGAAUUUGUAAAGCAACAUAAGAAAUUUUUUUUUGGUUGGGUUUAAUGUCACACCAACACAAUUAUAGGACACAUGGCGACUUUCCAGCUUUUAUGGUGGAGGAAGACCCCAAGUUCCCCUAUGUGCAUUAUUUAAUCACGAGCGGGCAUCUGGGUAGAACCACCUACCUUCCGUAAGCCAGCUGGAUGGCUUCCUCACAUGUAGAAUUCAACGUCCCGAGUGAGGCUCAAACCCUGAUUGAUGACGGGCCAGUGAUUUGAAGUCAGUGACCUUAACCACUCGGCUACGGAGGCCCGACAUAAGAAAUAGAACAUUUGUAACUGAUCACUGACCAAAUAGCUAUACAGUAUUGUCUCAUGAAAAACAAAUUUUAGCAAUAUGAAAACUAAAAAUUAGGUAUUGUUUAAACUGAAAAUGUUUCUGCUGCUUUUUCCUUUCAGAAAGAUCUUGAUACAGUUAUUGGUACAUUGAAAAAGUUCAUGAAAGACUUUCUUAUUGAUUUGGUUGAUGUAACAUUUGUUUAAUUAAUCAAUUAUAUUUGUGAAGUUCCCAAGUGAAAUGUUAUUUCAAACAUUUUCUGUAUGAAUGGGAUUGUCUCUCAGCACUAAAUCUAUAUUGUCUCAUGUUACACUGUGAUUAACCCCAGUUUUCACACAACGCUCAGUUAACAUGUCUAAUUAAACACGUACUACAGGGUUUAAUCAACCACAGGAUGUGCAAUAUUACAUGCUAGGAAUGUUACCAGUAACAUAAGACAUGAAUGCAAACAGCAAUUUUUGAAAUGGAAUUUUAUCAUAAUACCCACCUUAGUUGCAAAAUCAUUGUUUGGUUUUUUUUUGGAAGUACAAGUUUUGUUAAUUGAGUUGAUUAUAUGUUACCGUCCAAGGUAUACUUGUAUAUGUAUGUUGAUUCUGUGAAGUUUAUUACCAUAUGAUGUCAGACACUGUAUAACUCAUUUGAUUAAUAAAAUCUAUGUGUAAAUACUA
Molecule: messenger RNA, 4632 nt
Organism: Mercenaria mercenaria
Lineage: Eukaryota; Metazoa; Mollusca; Bivalvia; Venerida; Veneridae
Product: mucosa-associated lymphoid tissue lymphoma translocation protein 1 homolog
Exons: 18
Coding region: 142-2646 (834 amino acids)
Biological process (GO): proteolysis
Molecular function (GO): cysteine-type endopeptidase activity
Source: RefSeq, a predicted model, not a curated record